GACACGCACACAGACCACGCGCACAGACAUUCUUGUUCUUGUUUUGGUAAUUAGGGCUUAAUUAAUGUAAAUUACGUGUAUGUAAUAUGCAUUUCGUAGUUAGGGUUUUGAGAAAUCUUCGCACAACUGAUUCCAUGAAAUGAAAUGAUGUGAGUCAUUAUGAUUCUAUAUAUGGAUGUACUGCAUACGAGAUGAUUUUAUUGAAUUUCCUUAUUGGAUUUGUUGUUAUGUUCAUUAAGAUUCGAUGUAAUUAACGCUGGAUUAUACUGAUUCAGUAAUCCUUUAUACCGAGCCAGGUGUUUAUCUCACAUAUCUUGGAUAACAUUUUCGUGUUUACUCUCUCUGUGACUGUUAUUGGUUUUAGUACUGAAGGAUUGUUUCGUUUUAGGAAUCAUACUCUGUAAGUUUUUCUGUUUAAUGUAAUAGGUAUUUUUGUGCUUUGAUGAGUUCUAGUAUUGCAACUUGCAAGUUUCAUGAAUGAAUUUGAGUUAUUUGUAUAUAACAAUAGGGUUGGGGGAGUGUACUAUAUUAGUGUUCAUUUGUACAAUGUUAGUUGUUCAUUCAGUUAAUUUUAAAUAGAAAUUAAUUUUUUCUGUGUAUAAUUUUAUGUAACUAUUUAGAUUGAUGCAUACAGAAUGUGGUAUUUGUCUUGUACAAGUGUCUCCCUUCUGCUGAUAUACUCUGUUGUGAUUGAAAAUAUGAUGUGCAGUUAACAUUUGGUCCAUUUUGUAAUGUUGGAAUGUGUUUAUUUACAUGGACUAUGAUCCCUCCAUCGAUUGUGAUUUCUCAUCAGGAGAUUUGCAAGUGCUUGUUAACGAGUAGAUUUCACUGCUCCAGCUCAUAUCUUCUCUGCUCAACUCUCUCUCUCUGGAAUCUUCUUACAGGAGAUUUGCAGGUGCUUGUUAACGAGAUGCCAAACGAGAUGGCAAAGGCUGUGAAGGAAGAAGGAAAUUUGCAAGUGCUUAUUAACGAGAUGGCAAAGGCUGUGAAGGAAGCAAAGGCUGUGAAGGACAAGAGUACUGAGGAGAGUUUGCUAAUGGAGUGGCAAAAUGAUUGUACAAAGCUUGAAGAGAUGGAGAAAUCCCUUAGCAGCGACUAUAACCAAGUCUUAUCCAAUCUUUAUUUGCUCCCAGGAUACGUGCUUGCUGUAGCAGCUGCUGUUUCUAGCCUAUUGGGAAGUGAGCCCCAGCAUUGUUGGUUGUUCUGUCACAUAGUCGUAAUUGUUUUCAUUUACCUGCUGUCCAUGUGUUUUGCCUUCCACCUCGCAUAUAAGCAACUUAAGAUCUUUGGAGGAAGGAAGGCAGAAUUGGGUCGUGAGAGGACUCGACUCCAUGAAGUAUUUCUGGCUAAUGGAAACAGUUUCCGUCCCCACACUCGUAGUGUAGAUCUGCUUUUCAGGAAAUUGCAAAGCUUUCAGACAGAAAACGUUCAAUUGAAAUAUCAGAAUCAGGGAUAUUUCGCAUACAUGGUACUUAGCACUGUAUGCGGGCUUUUGUUCUCAAGCCUACUUUUCUACACUGGUUUCUAUCGUCUAUGCCGUAGUCAGGACUCUGGUGAUCAGGACUCUGGUGAUCAGGACUCUGGUGAUAUUCUUAAAGUAAUCCUCAAUGUGUGGAGGAGGAGGAGGUACAGUAUCUUUCAGAUCCUUGACCGCAUCUCUAGAACUGUCACUGUUGGAUAUCAUGAGUGCCAAUGGUCUUACUAUUUCACCUUGCUUCUCAGGUAAAUCUGAUAGCUGGCCCUUCCCAUCAUAACACAAAUUUGCAACAGGAGCAUUUGUGCUUGUGUGUUGAUGGUCUAUGAAAUCUAGAGCUUGUUUGACCAUCUCUUUCCAACUACUAUAAUCAUCAUUAGAUGUAAUUUGAGGAAUGUAAGCAUGUACAGCAGUUUCUUUGGCUUCCUCAGUUCUCGAAACAACAUCAAACGGUUGUAUUUCUGUAGCAAUUGAUAGAGGAACAUCCUCAUCCUCUGAGCUUAUACAAUUAGCAUCUUGAACGGUUUAUCUUACAAUUAGCAGUACAAGCUGUUACAGAGUUUAUCUUACCUCUGAGCUUAUACAAUUAGCAUCUUGAACGGUUUAUCUUACAAUUAGCAGUACAAGCUGUUACAGAGUUUAUCUUACAUUUUCAAUUUCCUUUUUCUUUCA
Molecule: messenger RNA, 2146 nt
Organism: Daucus carota subsp. sativus
Lineage: Eukaryota; Viridiplantae; Streptophyta; Magnoliopsida; Apiales; Apiaceae
Exons: 3
Coding region: 740-1726 (328 amino acids)
Source: RefSeq, a predicted model, not a curated record